This is a messenger RNA of Daphnia pulex (common water flea), 819 nucleotides long. RefSeq names its product WASH complex subunit 3-like (gene CCDC53). The record is from RefSeq and is a predicted model, not a curated record. Bases 111 to 704 code for a protein of 197 amino acids. NCBI's taxonomy places the organism in Eukaryota, Metazoa, Arthropoda, Branchiopoda, Diplostraca, Daphniidae. Gene Ontology annotation, cellular component: WASH complex. The transcript has 3 exons. Gene Ontology annotation, biological process: exocytosis; actin filament polymerization.
UCGUCUGCUAGAAGAAAAACAAAACAAUCAAACGCGACAUUUAUCCCAUGGAUGUGAUUUAAUAAUUCGUAUAUUCCACGUCGUUCUAAUCAAGGAAGAAAUACUAAGGGAUGGAAAAUAAAGGACUACCUUUUUUCGGUCCUACUGUCGAGUUCUCUUCGGUUCCGCCCAUCGAAACUAAAAGAAUUUUGAGCUAUUUCAACCAGUUUGUUUCCAAUUCAGUUCAGUUACUAAACAAAUUUGCAAUUAUAUGUGAUACCAAAUUGCUGGAUCUCAACUUUCGACUACAAGAUGUUGAAGCCACAUUAGCCAUUCUCGAAGCAAAGUUGGCUUCAGUUCCUGCACUGGAAACUACUUCAAUACCGGCCAUCCCACCUACAGUGCCUGCCACCAGCUCAGAAUCUGUACCAGUGGCUGCAAGCGUUCAGAUCCUUCCAUCCGCCGUUCCACCAGUCUUUCCUGAAGAUGUUUCUAGCGUCCACCAGACGGCGGUGGCGCCUCCGAAUCCCGAAAUCCUUCGGUUCGUCAAAAUGCUUGCCUUUGGGGUUCCGUUAAUGGCCGUCGAGCAGAAAAUGCGAGCAGAAGGUUACGAUCCAUCGCUGCUCAACAGCGGCAAAGUUGACGUCACCAAGGCCCCACCAGCACCGCGAUCAACCCAUUCGAGCUCCGACGACGACGAAGAAUCAAACAGCGACGACUAUUAACACAAAUAACAAUUAAUCAUUUUCCCCGAGACUUAUGAAAUUUCAGUCUUAUCGUGCCUGUAUACUUGAUGCAUGGAGAAAGGAUUCCGAUCAUACAUAGACAUAAUCAAUUCUC